AUGGCUUCCACAACCUCAUCAAUCGCCGCCCUAGCUCUCCCUGCUCACCCUUCUCCUCAACCGGCGCACGCUAGAAAACACGCGCCGGUGGCGCUUCCGACGCGGAGGCACUGCCUGGUGCUGCUCACGGCCGCCACGGCGGCGCUGACGGCGGUUGAGAUGCCCGCCGGAGCGCAGGACAUACCGCUCUUCGGGCUGCGGCGGGGCCUGCGCAAGGCGGAGGAGGAGGCGGAGCAGAUCGUGAAGGAAGGGUUCGAGGCGGUGGACAGGGGAAUGGUGGCGGCGGAGAAGGGGAUCGAGGCGGCCGAGAAGGGGGUCGUGACGGCGGAGAAAGAGAUCGAGUCGGCGGAGAAGGGAAUCGAGGAGGCGGUGAGCUUUGGGGGCCUGGCACAGGCCAGUGCCGUCGCCGGCGCGGAGGUGGUCGGAGUACUGGUCGCCACGUCUGUCGUGAAUGGGAUUCUAGGGCCGGAAGCUCGGAAAUCAUGA
Messenger RNA from Striga asiatica, 486 nucleotides. The record is from the annotation of a GenBank genome assembly. NCBI's taxonomy places the organism in Eukaryota, Viridiplantae, Streptophyta, Magnoliopsida, Lamiales, Orobanchaceae.